AUGCAGACAGAUAUUCGGUUAUUACUAUGCACAACUCUCGUGUUCCAUUCGUUUGGACAGGAGGUUAAAAAGCGGUACGAGUUCGAAAAUAUCGUAGGGGGAGCUGGAAGUGCCCGAACGCCAUGGAGGUCCGCCGCCUCAGGCAACUCGUCGCUUCGCAUGUUCAAAGGCGACCAGAUACAGCUGACGCUGUGUGCCGACGUCGCGAGGACACUCAGCGGCUUCCCCAACACCCUGCGCUGUAAGAAUAGACAAUCCAGAGCUGACCUCGACGCUGACUCUCACAUUGGAAGUGACAACUUCGGCGCCGACACCAACGCAUACAUCGGAAAUGGCAACCUUGGAAAUUGCACCGUCAAAGAUUACAUUCUCGGCGACGACGCAAACGCAAACAUCGGAAAUGGCAACUUCGGAAACGACAUCCUCGGAGAUUACAUCAUCGGUAACGACGCAAACGCAAACAUCGGAAAUGGCGACGUUGGAAAUAACACCCGCGGAAAUUACAUCGUCGGCGACGACGCAAACGCGAACAUCGGACAUGGCAACAUCGGAAAUGACUCCCUCGGAAAUGACAUCCUCGGCGACGACGCAAACGCAAACAUCGGAAACAACAACCUCGGGACUGACAACAUCAGAAAGUACAACCUGGAUAGCGACGCCGACGCGAACGCAAACAUCGGAAAUGGCGACGUCGGAAAUCACACCCACGGAAAUUACAUCGUCGGCGACGACGCAAAAGCGAACAUCGGAAAUGACAACCUCGGAAAUUACUCCCUCGGAAAUGACAUCCUCUGCUACGACGCAAACGCAAACAUCGGAAACAACAACCUCGGAAAUUACAACAUCAGAAAGUACAACCCGGAUUACGACGCCGACGCGAACAUCGGAAAUGACAACCUUGGAUUUUACAACUUCGGCGACGACUGGUACAAAUGAGCCAAAAACAGAGGCGGCAAUUAGAAACAGCGUCCAGCAGAACAGCUUUCAAAGCGAUUGCAAAGACGAAUCUAAUGUCAAUAUCCGGUUCAACCCGUCUGUUUGGAAAAACACGAUAUUCAUCGCGCGCGAACAAACUGACGUAAGGCACAGAGGAAAUACGACCACUACCAAUGCGGGCAGAACUUGCGAAACACAGAUUUGGCAGAUUGGCUACGCUAAUAAUCGUAAUGACGAUCUUGGACCAGGUAUAAUGACAUCAUCUAUGACGUAUGCAGUGGGUAACGACACCGACUUCAGAACGUUCCCGGGUACCAUACAAAAAGGAAAACCAAACCAACUGGACGUCACGUACUACAUUCCACGCAAAUUUAACGUUAACUCGGGAAAACUCGAGUUCACGUUAGGUUUGAACAACGUAAACACCGAGAAAACAAUCGGCGUUCAGUAUCUGAACAAAGCAAAAGUGAACCCAUCCGAUGUAAUUUACCGAACGUUUUCACUCAGUGACAAAGUAAACGAAUGGAAAAUUCCAGCAAAGGCUCUCUCACCGUCGUUAGAAAACGUGCUGACGCUACAUUUUGACCGCCUUGAACCGGGACCUGUAAAUAUUGACUACUUAAAACUGGCAUUCAAUCCGCGGAAAUGGGGCACGCAACCGGUGACAUUGCUCUUGGACUCGACAAGAAAUUUGCGCGCGCUUAAAUACAAAGAAAAUGCGAGAAAGAAAAACAAGGAUGUGGAAAUACCUAAAGGCAUGAAUUUGUACGUAGACGGGAAACGCAUCGACGGCGAAAUGGAAAAGGUAGUCUUGAUGCAUAAACCAAAUUUGCAAAUUUUCGCGAUCUCGGAGAAUGGCGAUAUUAACGUGAAUCACGUGACAACGUCCGGCAGACGACAGAACAGACGGACCAUCAGUGAAGACGGCGAGGAUCAACAAAAAGGAGCGUCCGGCUUUUUCAUCGGUAAUCCCGAUAACAACAUUGAGACGGUAGCGUUCAACACGAAGAGUAACGAUAUCAAAAUAACGUACGCAAACGGCACGUUUGUCACGUUUACCUUGCAGUAUUCGGCUCUGGAAACAAGGCUGGUCGUAACCGAUACGAAUAUUGUCGACGGGUCAGUGACAUUCUUCUCUACGCAUAUCUCCGAUGGCCUCGCGGCCGCUAAUGACGUCAUCGUUGACGGUGGCGUUGCACGGAAGCACGUAAUGGAUCCAAGUGUAGGUAACUUGAGCGGUACGAGGUUCAAGUUCGUCAAGACGAAUUCAGACCAGACGUUUGACGUCAGUGAUGAAACGGAGAUCGUAUUUCCCACUCUGUUAUCCGGUUAAUAGUUUGCACGUCGGCUGCAGAGCCAUUUACAUUUGAAGUGAGCGGCUAUUGUCCAUUCAUUUCUGUAGUCAUUCUAUUUAUAGAGGUGUGACAUCAUUGCUUUCGUCCGACCUCCAUGCCAAUGUGUCGUUUCAACAUGUUUUUGAAAGAAGAAACAGACAAGCAUAAUGUAUUGCAUUCUUGAUGAAAAGCCAUGUUUUAACUGAUAACUUUACAUUUGUUUUAAAUUCAAACACUCGUAACUAUGCGUUUAUACUUAAACGUGAAUUACUCUGGCUGUACUUGCGUUGUCAUUUAGUUUUUACUUUCUCUUCCGAGCACGCAUACAAAUAUAUGUAUUAGAGAUAAAAAAAACUAUUGUUUAUUCAUCAAAUCCGGUAGACCAGAAUAGUUCUAAAAACGUAAAUAAAG
Molecule: messenger RNA, 2681 nt
Organism: Dreissena polymorpha
Lineage: Eukaryota; Metazoa; Mollusca; Bivalvia; Myida; Dreissenidae
Exons: 2
Coding region: 1-936 (311 amino acids)
Source: RefSeq, a predicted model, not a curated record